UUUUUCUGAAGCAUAAAGUUGGUAGCAGUAGGACCCUGCAGAUUGUUAUGGACCAGGCAUCCAUCAACACAAACGUUGGACACAAGCACACCUUUACGGGGUCUCUGCCAGGGACAAGGAUGUAGGCUAAGAAAGAAACCCCAAAGAAAGUUCAACACAAUAACAAAAAGUUUCGGCAUUGAGCCAUGUCAUUGGCUGCCUAACACUAGACAGGAAAAUUCGAUGGUUUCUGAUGUCAAACUAGAGACAGAUUCCUACUAUAUGUAUGACAAGCAGUAGCGACCGCAUAUUUUCUGCCUCAUCUUCUCACAUUACAACUAGUUUCAACAAAGGCAACGUAAACACUCACCUGGAGGACAAGAUGAGCGCUUCAGUGGCUGUGUACCGAAAUAUUUACACCGAGGACCGGUUCAGACAGUCGUACGGUACCGAAGACAAGCCCCGUGGAGGUGGUCAACGUUUUCGGGAGAAGAUCGCGGAACGGUGCAGGUGUUCCCGUGCAGCAUGCCUUCACCUGUUGAGGGAACGAAUUCCCAUUUUUAACUGGCUGCCGAAGUACAGGCUGAAAAAAUGGAUGCUAGGUGAUACAAUAGCGGGACUAACAGUCGGUAUACUUCACAUUCCACAAGGUAUGGCCUUUGCCUUACUGACGUCAGUGGCGCCCAUCUAUGGCCUCUACACCUCCUUCUUCCCUGUGGUUCUCUACAUGCUGUUUGGCACAGGACGGCAUGUAUCCACUGGUACCUUUGCAGUGGUGAGCCUGAUGACAGGCUCAGUGGUGGAACAGCUGGUGCCCACCCCUCUACAGCUCAACUCCUCCAGUCAAGAGGCUGCAGACUUUGAGGCCCAGAGGAUUGGGGUUGCCUCCGCUGUAGCCCUACUCUCAGGGAUCAUGAUGCUCUGUAUGUUUGGGCUACAGCUGGGUUUCCUCUCUACAUACCUGUCAGAGCCCAUCGUCAAGGCAUUCACCAGCGCUGCAGCCUUCCACGUCACCAUCUCACAGCUGCAAAGCAUGCUGGGACUGCGGCUCCCCCGCCACACCGGCCCCUUCUCACUCUUCAAGACCCUUGCGUCUGUCAUAGAGAACCUUCCCCAAACCAACAUGGCUGAGCUACUGACCUCCCUGGUGUGUCUGGCCAUCCUGGUACCGGUCAAAGAAGUCAACAUGAGAUUCCGACAGUACCUACGCACACCCAUCCCCGUAGAGAUCCUCACGGUGAUAAUAGCUACAGGAGUGGCCUAUGCUUCCUCUCUGGACUCAAACUAUGACGUUCAGAUAGUGGGACACAUUCCUGCAGGCUUCCCUAGUCCACGGAUGCCUGCCUUGCACAAGUUGCCUGAGAUCGCUGGAGACACGGUCGCCAUUACGUUUGUGGGUUACGCUGUGUCCGUCUCACUGGCAAUGAUCUACGCAGACAAGCACGGCUACUCCAUCCAACCCAACCAGGAGCUCCUGGCCCAUGGUAUCUCCAACACAGUGUCGUCUCUCUUCACCUGUUUCCCCAGCUCAGCCACUCUGGCCACCACCAACAUCCUGGAGAGUUCUGGGGGAUUCACACAGCUCUCUGGCUUGUUCACCAGUCUGGUGGUUCUGAUAGUUCUACUGCUGAUUGGACCUCUCUUCUACUUCCUGCCCAAGGCAGUGCUGGCCUGUAUCAAUGUCACCAGCCUCAGGCAGAUGUUUCUACAGUUCCAGGACCUGCCAGACCUCUGGCGAGUCAGCAAGAUUGACUUCGUAGUGUGGCUGGUGACUUGGCUGUCUGUUGUGGUCCUGAAUGUCGAUAUGGGUCUGGCUAUUGGAGUGGUCUUCUCGAUGAUGACAGUCAUCUGUCGCACACAGAGGGCUGGGUGUUCCGUGCUGGGCAGAGCGAGCAACACAGAGAUCUACAGACCUUUAGAGAACCACAACAAGUGCUAUGAAGUUCCAGGUGUAAAGAUCCUGACAUACAACGGGCCCAUCUACUAUGGCAACCGCAGCUUCUUCAGAGAGGACAUGAGUCGUCUGCUGGGCCUCACCCCAGAGAGGAUCCGCAGUAGAGAGAAGGCCAGGAAGGCCCUGGAGAAGAGGGAAAGAGAGGCUGUCAGCACUGUGGAGAGAGGUGUCGCAAACACAUCAUUUUCAUCUGAGAAUGAGUUCUUUAAAUCUGAAACAGCUGAAAGUGAAGUCCAGGCAGUACUAAUAGAUUGCAGCAGUGUGAUUUUUGUCGAUGUUGCUGGAGCCAGACUCUUCAUACAGAUGUGUAUUGAAUGCCAGAAAGUUGGGGUUUGCAUAUAUUUGGCCAAUUGCAAUGAGAGUGUUCUGAGGAUCCUAACCUCCAGUGGACUGAUGAACUACAUGAACCCACAACACAUCUUUGUUACGGUCCACGAUGCUGUGAUGUACAUUCAACAACAGAAGGAGCAAACUCCAGAAAACACGACUACCGUUUGGGUGUGAGAUGGUUGGUCGGCCAUUUUACACGUCAAGAUGAACUGAUAGGCAGUAACAUGCACGAUACAGACCAGGGGGGAAAACAUCUCUCCCUCUACAAUCGCUGUACAUCAAGGUUUGUUCCUGGUCUAAGACAGGUGCAGUGCUGUGUUAAAUGUGUAUACUAGUAUGCCAUGGUUGGGCUUCAAGAAGGGAGCAGCGUAUUGUAGCAUUUCCGUAUGAAAUGAAGGGUCAAUCCCAGUAUUUUAAAUAAGUAUUUUGAAGGAACAAUACUGAAGAGACUUGCACAAGUGACCACAAUGUUGGCAGAGCACGUAUGACGCAUAAAGUACUCCUGCUACUCACUGGAAUCCAGGAGAAGAGGCCAAUGAGAGAUGUUUAUCUACUACAAUAACCCUAGUAAACACAAAUAUAUACAUUAUUUGAUUAUUAUCUGUUAAAACAUUGCUUAUUAUAUCUGAAUGCUGGAGAAAUAGUGGCCAACCAUUACUGGUAUUUGUUUUGUAAUUCUGUCAUACAAAAGUGAAUAUUAUUCCGUUGGAUAAAAUGCACUGAAUGCUUUCUUAAAAGGGAAACAUGUAUAUUCACGUGAAAUAAUGCCUUGUGUGUUGUAAAUGUAUAUUUCUGUGUACUGUACAUUGUGUUUAUAAUGAAAUGCACUGCAGAAAAGGAGUGAAAUUACGUACAGAUACCUGUAUUGUCUGCAACUGUAAUGUCCUCCGGCAGUUUUUGUAAUACUUUUAUUGAGUUCUUUUACCAUAAACAUGCUCGAAAUGUACAGCUUACCUGGUCACUUUUACAUUUGUGGGAUUUAGCAAUACUGAUUAUGGUGCAUUCUCUAGACAAGUUAAAUUCCUGAAAUACAUAUUCUAAGUACAAACUACCAGAUUUUGACAAAAUAUAUCUAUAUUUUUUAUCUAAUACAGUACGCACAAACAGACUAGUUUACAUUUCUAAUUCUUUCCCUGAAGACCCAAUUUAACCCAGAGAGACUGAAGGUGGAAUGUCAGGCAUGCCUGUCUGAUUGACAGAUUGGGAAGAAGACAAAAGAGUCUUUGGUUUUGUUCAGUCGGUCAGUGUGUCAGACAGUGAAGAAUGGGGAAUAGGGGUGCAGCCAUACAGUGGAUGGGCCUUGGAGGGCAUAGGCCCACCCACUUGGCAGCCAGGCCCAUCUACUGGGGAGCCAAGGCCCAGUCAAUCAGAAUGGGUUUUUCUCCACAAGAAGGCUUUACUACAGACAGAAAUACUCCUCAUCAGGUGUAUUAACGGAAUGCUUUUAUGAGCAUGAAAAUGAUGUAAACCGUAUGCCGUGGCCGUCUCAGUCACCAGAUCUCAUCCCAAUUGAACACUUAUGGGAGAUUCUGGAGCGGCGCCUGAGACUGUGUUUUCUACCACCAUAAACAAAACACCAAGUGAUGGAAUUUCUUGUGGAAGAGUGGUGUCGCUUGCAUCCCUCCAAUAGAGUUCCAGACACUUGUAGAAUCUAUGCCAUUGCAAUUUUACAUACCAUUUUACAAAAGCAACCUGAAAUCCAUAUAAAAUAUAUUCUAUAUUAGAAAAACCAAUAACAAUUUGAUGGCUAUUUAACUACAAGUAGAAUAGUCCUGGCUGUGUGUUGUUGUUGAAUCAUAAUUAUCCAAAUAAAUCAGUGGUAAAGUGUUAAUACAGUACAUAUUUUGAAAUCAUUUAUAUUUUUCACACAAUGACAUACUGUAGCUGAUAUGCGAUUAGGCCUGAGUAGAACUGCGUAGCAUACAUACUGCCCUAUGCUGUCAUAGGCCUUUCUAGGGCCUUCCAGCGUUGAGCCGAGCCCUUCUUAGUGCUUCAUCAUAAUCACAUUACCUUGACCUGAUAAAACUGUAUGUGGUACGAGUUCAAAAACAGGGCCCAAAAAAAUCCAAACUAACUAAUUAUUUGCUUCCUUGAUGUCGGAUGCCCAUGGAUGGAAGUUAUUCAUUUUUAUCCCGUGCAUAUUUCAAAGAACCCUCUAGACAGUUGCACCCUUCGGGUUUUCUCCCUUUAAAGCUCAAGGAGUGUUUUACUAAUUGGCAGGCAGGAAGGAAGUAGCCCACUUCAAUUAAAGCGUCCAUGGUGGUACACAACACAAGACUCACUCUGGCCAAGUGUUUACAAAGGCUGCUAUACCUCUAGCAGACCUCAAUUCCCUUCCGCUCAUGCCGACACUAACUGAAACAUCAAACUAAUCUAAAGGUUUUGGACACACGCCACGAGCACAUGUAUGCACACACAUGCAUGCACACACGCACACACACAUACAUUGUACAGGUGUUUGACCAUCUACAAAUACAAAACCCUUCAUAGAGGGUCUUCUUUAAUCUCAUCUUCUCUAAUGUAAAACAUGUCAAGUGUGGUAUCCCGCAAGGCAGCUUUCUUGGCCCUUUACUGUUAUAUUUUUACUAAUGAUCUACUACUAGAUUUAAACAAAGCCUGUAUAUGCUGAUGAUUCAACAUUAUAAACAUUCGCAACCACAGCUAGUGAAAUCACUGCAACCCUAAACAAAGAGCUGCAGUCAAUUUGGCAUGGGUGGCUAGUAAUAAACUAGUCCUGAACAUAUCUAAAACUAAAAGCAUUGUAUUUAGUACAAAUCAUUCCUUAAAUUCUAGACCUCAGCUGCAUCUGGUAAUGAAUUAUGUGGCUGUUGAGCAUGUUGAGAAGACUAAACUUCUUGGUGUCACCUAAGACAACUUGUCAUGGCAGAUUGAUUCAAUUGAUUCAAGAUGGGGAGAGGUCUGUCUGAGAUAUGUCAUUUUUAACACCAGAGUCGACCCAACAAGUCCUGCAGGCUCCAGUUUGAUCUUAUCUUGACUAUUGCCCAGUGAUAUGGUCAAGUGCUGCAAAGAAGGAGCUAGAGAAUUUGCAGCUGGCCCAGAACUAUGCAACACGUAUAGCCCUUCAAUGUACACAGAGGGCUAAUCUCAACCGUAUGCAUGUCAGACUCUCUUGGCUCAAAGUAGAUGAAAGAUUGACUGCAUCAAACCUUGUUUUUGUGAGAAAUAUCAAUGUGUUGGAAAUUCCAAAUUGUCUGUAUAAUCAACUUACAUAUAGCUCUGACAGACAUACUUACCCCACAAGACACUUCGCAGUCCCCAGGUUCAGAAAUUCAAGAAAAUGUACAGUAUUAUGUAAAUGACUGCAUGGAACUCCCCUCCAUCUCCUUUGGCGCUAGUAAACAGCAAACCUGGUUUUUAAAAAACAAGAAAGCAACACCUCACGGCACAAUUCCUCUCCCUCAUGUGACCAAAUGUAUGUGUGUAUGUACUGACACUGUAUGUGUAAAUGACAGAUGCACACACACACACACACACACACACACACACACACACACACACACACACACACACACACACACACACACACACACACACACACACACACACACACAUUAUUCAUCUUUAGUUGUGUUGUUUCUUUUUUGUUGUUGUACAUUUUUGCCUUUAGUUGUAGUUUUUUUUUAUUACAUUUUUACAUAUAAAUGUAUGUGAAGUA
Molecule: messenger RNA, 5939 nt
Organism: Oncorhynchus keta (chum salmon)
Lineage: Eukaryota; Metazoa; Chordata; Actinopteri; Salmoniformes; Salmonidae
Gene: slc26a10
Product: solute carrier family 26 member 10
Exons: 18
Coding region: 266-2437 (723 amino acids)
Biological process (GO): transmembrane transport
Cellular component (GO): membrane
Molecular function (GO): bicarbonate transmembrane transporter activity; oxalate transmembrane transporter activity; sulfate transmembrane transporter activity
Source: RefSeq, a predicted model, not a curated record